Molecule: messenger RNA, 772 nt
Organism: Pieris brassicae (large cabbage white)
Lineage: Eukaryota; Metazoa; Arthropoda; Insecta; Lepidoptera; Pieridae
Product: glutathione S-transferase 2-like
Exons: 5
Coding region: 96-716 (206 amino acids)
Biological process (GO): glutathione metabolic process
Molecular function (GO): glutathione transferase activity
Source: RefSeq, a predicted model, not a curated record
UAAUCAACAGGUAAGGGCUCAUAAUAAAAUAAGAUAAUAUAUCGCUAUGCUGUUAGUUAAGGAUAAACAUUCGAACUGAAAUAACGUCUAAAAGCAUGGAGAACGUCACACUAAGCUACUUCCCAUUCAAGGGUUUGGGUGAGGGAAUUCGUAUGCUCCUCACUUACGGUGGUCAAAAAUUCGAAGACAAACGUAUACCAUGGGAACAGUGGCCAGAGUUCAAGCCGAAAACCCCAUUCGGCCAGAUGCCAAUGUUACAAGCUAAUGGUAAGACAUACAGCCAAACCCUUGCCGUAGCACGGUUCCUGGGCCGCAAGUAUGGACUCGCCGGCGAGAACUUGGAUGAAGCCUUCGAAAUUGACCAGAACAUGGACUUCUUCACCGAAAUUCGUGUCAAAUCGUCCACCCCCAUGUUCGAACAGGACCCCGAAGUUAAGAAGAAGUUGAAGGAGAACCUUGAGAAAAACUACCUCCCGGGCGCAUUGAAGCAACUGAAUGAAAUCAUUGGCAAGAACAAUGGUCACAUUGCAAAUGGAAAACUAAGCUGGGGUGACUUUGUCAUCGCUGGGGUGUACGAUGCCCUGAAGAAUAUGCUCUUCCAAAUGCCAGAUAUGGAUGAGAAGUUCCCCCACAUUAAGAAGCUUAAGGAUAAUGUUGUGUCAUUACCGAAAGUUAAGGAAUAUGUCGCAACAGCAUCUCCUAAGACAGAAAUGUAAAUAAUUAAUGUUAUUUUAAGAAAACGUGAUAAUUGUUAAUAAAUGUAUUUAUUUUA